AUGACAAACGCCAGCACUGUUGACGAUCCCUUUGUUGCUGACCAUGCAGACGAUGUCGAGGUCAGUUUUGCACGCAGCUCAGGGCCGGGUGGUCAGAAUGUGAACAAGGUGAACACAAAGGUAGAUAUGCGGUUGAAGCUGGAUGAGGCUUUGUGGCUGCCAGAGGAGGCGAGAGAGGCACUGAAAAGGCAGGAGAAAAAGCGGAUCAACAAAGAGGGAGUGCUGGUGGUCACAUCGACACAGAACCGAACACAGCUGUAA
Molecule: messenger RNA, 261 nt
Organism: Ostreobium quekettii
Lineage: Eukaryota; Viridiplantae; Chlorophyta; Ulvophyceae; Bryopsidales; Ostreobiaceae
Source: the annotation of a GenBank genome assembly